CCAAGCUGGCCAUGACAUCUCAGGGUUAAGGCCUGGGCACCAGUCUGGAGGAAAUCCGCAUCAUGGAUUUUCGCAAGAAGCUUCUGAAGAUCGACACAUCCCUGGGGGCCAAAGAGGUGGAGGCUCUGAAGUUUCUCUGCCGAGACAUGCUGCCCCACAAGAAGCUAGAGAAGGCCAGCUCGGCCCUGGAGAUUUUUGAGCAGCUGCUGGAGGAGGAGCAGCUCACCGAGGAGGACCCUGCCCUCCUCAUGGAGCUCCUCUGCGUCAUCAGGCAGAGGUCCCUGCUGCAGCAUCUCCAGUACCGCCCAGAGCAAGUGCAGGCCUCGCUGCCCACCCUGAGGAGAAUCUCUCCGUUCAGAAAACUACUAUACGAAUUGUCGGAAGAUAUGGACUCACAGACCUUACGGAGCAUGAUCUUCCUCCUGCCGAACGUGUUUCCAAAGACUGAGAUGACAUCUCUCAGUUUCCUGGCACAUCUAGAGAAACAAGACCUAAUAAGUGAAGAUGAUCUGAAGAUACUGGAGGAACUCUGCCAUAAUGUGGCACCUUGGCUCAAGAAAAAGAUAGAGAAAUAUGGAAAGAAGAGCUCCCAGGAAAUGAUCCCUCCUGAGACCUUGCACCUAGCCGUGGAAGAGCUGUCUUCUCUUGUAGGCACUAUGCAAGUCUGCGAAGUUUCACAGAUGGAGCCUGGACAAAAUGAGCCCAGAAAGACGAAUGGAAGCUCUGAUGUGACAUUGGUGAGCGAUGACGUUGGCCCAUGUUGCACGCUGCUGUGUGCUAGGAUUAUCUCGUUUGCUUCUCUCCAACAUCUGGCGAUAGGCGACAGGACUAUAAAUGGUGCCCCGCGGCCUGUGUCCAGGGAGAUGCUGGGAGCAGCUGCUGACAUCAUAAACCCUGAGACCAGAACAAAGGAGGUAGAGGCAUACAGGAUGGAUCGGAAACACAGAGGUUGCUGCGUCAUUGUUAACAACCAGAACUUUACCUCACUGCCAGAUAGACCAGGGACUCAGAAGGAUGCCGAGAGCCUGAGAUCUGUGUUUCAGUGGCUGGGAUUGGAAAUCGAGGAGUACAGUGAUGUGACCAAAGGGGACCUCGAGGAGGUGCUUCAGAAAAUGCAGAAGCAUCCAGGUCACACUGAUGGGGACUGCUUCGUGUGCUGUAUCCUGACCCAUGGAAAGUCCGGAGCUGUCUACUCCUCGGAUGGGGCCCUCAUUCCCAUUCAGGAGAUCAUCUCUCACUUCACAGCCCAGCGCUGCCCUUCUCUAGCUCACAAACCCAAACUCUUCUUCAUCCAGGCCUGUCAAGGCGACGAGGUGCAGCCUUCGGUAUGCAUUGAAGUAGAUGCUCGGAAUACAGAGCUUGUAUCCCGUGCCCCCAGUGGGGUGAACCUGAAGGACAGUAUUCCUGUUGAGGCGGAUUUCCUGCUUGGCAUGGCCACAGUCCCAGGCUAUGUAUCCUUUCGACACGUGAGGAAUGGCAGCUGGUACAUUCAGUCUCUGUGCAAUCACCUGAAGGACUUGGUCCCAAGGCAUGAAGACAUCCUAUCCAUCCUCACUGCAGUCAAUGAUGAUGUGAGCCGGCAAGCUGACUUCUAUGGGAGACGGAAACAGAUGCCCCAGCCUGCCUUCACAUUGCGCAAAAAACUGAUCUUCCCAGUGCCUCAGGAAGCCCUUUCUUUACCAUAGAGUUGUCGUGGACUCGAAAGGACCUCUCUAAUCCCACUCAGCCGAGUGAAGAAGGGUGAAUGACCGCAGCCUGCCACUCAACAGUCAAGUCAUAGGAAAUGCUCUGUUUUCCAGCACAACCUGUUCUCCCCUGCUGCUCGCGUUCUCUCUCUGGAUAUAGCACAACUUUCUUGAUCGAAGACUUGGAUUGUAGCAGCCCUGGCUUAGUUGCAAGCUCUGGAGAGCAGCACUGUACUAUUUCUUGGUUUGUUCAUCUUUGAAAUGAAACUUUGGACCAGGUAGAUUCUAGGAUUCCUUCUAGCCUAUACGAUCAUUGGAAGUCAGAGGUGGCUCCAUGGUAGUGGGUUUCUUUUUUGGGUCUACCUCUAACAAGUACUGUAACUGGUUCCCUUUCCCUCAUAACCAGCUCUUGGUUGUGAUGCUUUGCCUCCUGCUGCCUGGCCUUGACAGUGACAUGGGACAAGGAGAUGAGGGUCUGUUGAUCUUCCCCUCUGAACACUUGUCUUAUGAGAAAGCUCGGGCUAGGCUUUGCCCAUCUGCUGCUUCAGUGUGAGGGAGAUGUUCAGGGAACUUUUUUUUUCUUUCUUAGGCUGUGUGCAGACUUGGCUCUAGGAAGAUGAUGACUCGGAGUUAAAAGAAAAGCCACGCUGGGAGUGGAAACUUUACAAUCUCAUGUCACACUCUGUUGGUUCUAACCUUUCAGUUGCUGGUGACAGAGCAUUCAGCUGUGUGGAUUAAAGCACAGAGGAUAAUUUACUCCCCUUUUUCUUGAAAACUCAAGAGCCCUUUACUCAGGAGAUAAUGGUGUCAGGACAAGACAUUGUCUUUUUCUUGGCCGAGUGUUCUUGGGCUUGGGAGUUGCACUGUGCAGACCUCCAGCCAACAACCUAUACCGUAUCUCUAAAACACGUUGCUCCGCUGGCCCAAAGACAGCAAAGAGGGUGCUUCCCAGACGGACACUGUCCACGGGGCUCCUUGCUCUGUUCUCUGACCUAAGGAAUGACUGUCUGGCUCUGCCUUGGGUAGUGGGAGACUGUGCAUGGAAACUGAUACUUUUUGGCAUUAAUCUUUUGAACAUUUCAUAUACUUGAUUUUCUUUAGUUUAAUAACAAGAGGCGUUUUUCCUUUUUAAUUUCUGGAACCCUAUUUUGAAUUCCUAAAGGUUAGACCUGCAAGGGCGAUGGCGAUCCCUGUGGUGAUGCAAGCCUGGGAAGGACAAACACCUCGCUGCCAAGCAUUCGUUUCCCACCACGUGUGCUGACAAGUCAUGAGACAUAACAGAUGCUAGGACGAGCCAUCCCCUCAGAGAUGCAAGGAUGCCAGUGACUCUCAGAUGUGCCUGGUUUUAAACCUACUUGAGCCAGUCAAAUUUAUCUUGAAUUUCUUAUGAGAAAUUUGCCUGAGGUUCCCCUCUGAAUGUCACUGGUUGAAAUACAGCUCACUGAGGGCGUGAGUCUAAAUACACAGACCAGACUGAUCUUCCAGAGCGGUUGCUCAUACAAGUCAAGACUAAAGUUUUGGCCAAUGGGGUGGACGAGAAUUUUCUUCCAGAAUCACAUUAAGUUCUUUGGCUUCUUUAUCGGCCUUCUAUGCACGUGACGGAUGGUAGGAGUAAGGAACCGAGCAAAGGGUCUGGAGACUGGAGCCUUCCAUUUCUGUUUUCCUGCAGUUUCCUUGCACAGAGGCACUAACUCAAUGGACCCGAUAUUUUUGGGACCUUACCUGAAAUGUAGAGAAAAUGUGAUCUGUUGGGAGGAUCAAGGUGAAUAUGUUGAUAUGUAUCCCUGCAAACCAAAGGGGGGCGGUGUUCAAGUGCAUUUGAGGCAAAUAGGGACGUAGUAGACUCUUCUAGUAGCAACCUCAAGGACGUUUUCAGUGUUUGAGUUUCUUUGGGCUUAAUUCCAGGUGAAUUUAUUGAAGUACAGUCCCUAAAAACAAGUAAACAACAAACAAACAAACUCACUGCCAUCGAGUCAAUUCUGACCCAUAGCAACCCUA
Echinops telfairi (small Madagascar hedgehog) is the source of this 3683-nucleotide messenger RNA. RefSeq names its product caspase 10 (gene CASP10). NCBI's taxonomy places the organism in Eukaryota, Metazoa, Chordata, Mammalia, Afrosoricida, Tenrecidae. Gene Ontology annotation, biological process: proteolysis; negative regulation of extrinsic apoptotic signaling pathway via death domain receptors. Bases 63 to 1685 code for a protein of 540 amino acids. The transcript is spliced from 10 exons. The record is from RefSeq and is a predicted model, not a curated record. Gene Ontology annotation, molecular function: cysteine-type endopeptidase activity; protein binding.